AUGAGUAAAGGAUCGUUCAAAUAUCCUUGGGUUCUCAUCAUGCUGAAGGCACAUCGUGAGCAUGGUAUCACAAUCAUCAUUUAUGCUCGAGAACAUCGCGAUUUCAUUAAGAACAUGAUCACUGGUACGUCUCAGGCUCACUGCAGUCCUCACGUCGUCGCUUUUGACACUGAACAGUUCGAGACCGAUAUUUUAAAGAACGGACAGACUCGCUAA
Molecule: messenger RNA, 216 nt
Organism: Angiostrongylus costaricensis
Lineage: Eukaryota; Metazoa; Nematoda; Chromadorea; Rhabditida; Metastrongylidae
Source: the annotation of a GenBank genome assembly